Molecule: messenger RNA, 1731 nt
Organism: Effrenium voratum
Lineage: Eukaryota; Dinophyceae; Suessiales; Symbiodiniaceae
Source: the annotation of a GenBank genome assembly
AUGACGGAAAGCGUGGCAGUGGUGGAUUCUGAUGAAGAGUUGCACAGGGGCCACGCAGGUGGCAUUGACCAGGACCAGCAUGCUUUGCAGGAAGGCCUGGUGCAAGACCAAAGCAAUUUGGAGAGAGCUGCAACCGUUUUCCUUCGCAAAAGAGGGUAUCACAUCUCAGAGGCUCCGGUGCGCGAGGCACCAAGCUUCCUCCAACACGCUUCCAUGUUCAACAAGGUGGUGAAGUGGGCUGCGACCAUUUCACAGGUCAGGGAUGAAUUGUUAGCAGCGCUGGCGCCUCUUGCAGCUCGACUGGCUAGUGGCUUGGAGUGUGAGGAGGUCUCUGCGGCGCGGCAGUUCAGGGAGAGACACGCAGAUCUUCUGGCAAGAUUUCGCUUUCGCUCUGAACGUACGGAGGAGCAUGUGCCAGAGGUCUUCAUGUCCGCACUUGCCCAUGGCCUUCUUGUUUCACGGUUCAGCCGUCCGGAGCUGUUGACGCUGGCUGACAUGUUUUUCGAUGCUGUGCGCGUGAAUCGUCGACCUGAGGUGCAUACAGGACAGCAGCUUUCACACUCAGUGUUUGCCAGGGAGGCUGCAAGAAUCAAUGCAACAAGUCUCUCUUACAUCAGCCUGCAAGCUGGCAAAGCACCUGGAAACUUGGAGGGAAAGGACAGUCGAAAAGGGGCGAAAUCUACAUCCAUUCACAGGCUGCCUCUUCCUCCUCGAGCUGCUUAUGCGCUAUCGCAGCAGGAUGCAUCGGGACAUCAAGCCGUGGUUGCGCAUGUCAUUGAGGAUCACGACAGCGAGGUGCAAGUUGCUGCUCUGUCUCAAGAUGGCAAGUUCUGCGCUGCAGCGUGGGCUCGGGACCUUGUUUUGUGGAGCUCAGAUCUGCUGCCCAAGUGUAUACCGCUGGAGUCAGACCUUCCAGGUUAUCGGCUGGGAAGCCAUUCAGGUCGUCUUCUUUCUGCUGCUUUUGCCCCAAGUUCUGAGUUUUUGCUCUCUGGCGGUCAGGAGGGCCAGCUGCGACUCUGGAAUACCACAUCAAGGACAGCAAGCUGCGUCUACAGACAGAAGGAACCAGCUUGGUGCGUUGACUGGAGCCCUUGGGAUCAUUACUUUGCGUCCUCAGGACUUGAGGGAGCUCUGCUUUGGAGUGUUGAGCGGUCUUCACCACUGCGGGUCCUUGCACGUCCAUCUGCUCCAUCAGCGCAAGCCAUUAGGUUUCAUCCAGGGGGACACCUAGCCGCGGUGGCCACCAGCGACAGCUUGAUGCUUUGGGAUUUGGCCGCAGCCAAGCCUGUACGAGUUCUGUCCGAUUGCAAAGGUGCCACAGUGCUUGGCUUCUCACCAGAUGGCCUUGCGCUGGCAUUUGGUUCUCAGGAUGGCAGUCUGAGUCGUUGCGAUCUUCUUUCAGCUCGAGCCAGUACAGUCCACUGUCACAGAGGAUGUGUCACCGCUGUGGCUUGGAGUGGGAAUUCCUUGCUCUCUGGCUGUGGCGAUGAAUUGCAGCUGCGGGACAUGUCGCAUCACUCAUGGAGUACCUCUUCAAGACAAAUUAAGGUGGGCAUGGAGCAAAUGCUGUGCGCUGGCGUGGUGCGCGGGCACUGUCUUGUUGUGGGCAGCGUUAAGGGUGUUGGAAUGUGGGGAGAGGGCCUCCUGCGCGACUCCGAGCAAGUCUUCCUGAGAUGCCCAGGCGACGCGUUGAACUACAAUACCGCCGACGCUGCGAGGCACGAGCUUUGA